This is a messenger RNA of Zygotorulaspora mrakii, 1785 nucleotides long. It is a transcript of the gene PSO2, whose product is annotated as DNA cross-link repair protein PSO2. The coding region runs from base 1 to 1785 and encodes 594 amino acids. Gene Ontology annotation, molecular function: 5'-3' DNA exonuclease activity; damaged DNA binding. Gene Ontology annotation, biological process: protection from non-homologous end joining at telomere; interstrand cross-link repair; double-strand break repair via nonhomologous end joining. The transcript has a single exon. The record is from RefSeq and is a predicted model, not a curated record. Lineage: Eukaryota; Fungi; Ascomycota; Saccharomycetes; Saccharomycetales; Saccharomycetaceae.
AUGUCAAAGAGGUCGAGGUCAAUUGUGGAAAUCAAGAGAUCUGAUAUCAAAUGGAAGAACGGUGGUAGGGUCCUUCGUGAGACCAAGAAGCAGCGAAAGUUAUUUGAAUUCGAUAUUCCAACGGCACCCAGUCUGAACGUGCGAGAGAAAUCCUUCGAUAACACCAGUAUGGAAAAACAGGAUCUGAUUGUCAUCGAAGAUGAUGAUGAAGAUAGUGCUGAUGAUGACAAGGAACGGCGAAAUCGCGGAUGUAUAGACACUUCCGCAGCUGCGAAGCUAGAAGAGGUCGAAGUGAUAGAGCUACUGCACGACGACUCAGACGUGUAUGCACCAGAAGCUUCCCCAAGCAGCACGUCUUCAGUAUUCAAAGAGGUCAAAAAAGUUGAAGGCGAACCUGUAACUUGUCCGCUAUGCAGCAAAGAUCUUACGGACUGGGAGAACUACCAAAGAGAAGCACACGCUGAGAACUGUCUUGAAAAAUCCAACGACUCCAAUACAUCUAUUGCUAGAACAAGCAAGAAAAGAGCGGUUAUUAGACCUCCACUGCCUCAGAUAAAGGUUCUCGAGUUCAGCAAUAAACACAAAAUAGUCGUUGAUGGAUUCAACUUUGAUAGAAAACCUGAUAUAACUCAAUAUUUCUUAUCGCAUUUCCAUGCAGACCAUUACAUGGGGCUGAAGAAGUCGUGGGAUAACGGUAGUAUAUAUGGCUCACAAGUGACCAUAAAUUUAAUGCUACAAAAAUUUAACAUACCAAGAGAUCUGGUAAGAAUCCUCCCGAUGAACGUGGAAACGUGGUUCGAACCCACAAUUUCUGUAAUCCCCUUGGAUGCGAAUCAUUGUCCCGGUGCAACAGUUUUCCUGUUCCAAGAAUGGGAUACAACAAGAACGAAAACUGUCAAACAAAUAUUGCAUACGGGCGAUUUCCGGAGCAACGACUCUUUGGUAACGAAGCUGAAUGAUAUAUGUGUCACGCCAAUUGAUCAGGUUUAUUUAGAUACCACGUAUCUCAUACCAGGGUUCCAUUUUCCCCAUCAGAAAAGCGUACUCAAAGUAUCUGCAGACUUCUGCUUACAGAUAAUCAAACAGGGCAAGAGCAAGCUGUUCAACGAUACCCAGAGGUCCAUAUUCAAUUUCAGACUAGUCGUCAAGCCCCAAAAAUAUCUUUACAAGUGUCUUUUUCUGGUGGGAACUUACACCAUUGGCAAGGAGCGACUAGCAAUCUCCAUAGCGCAGGCGCUCGGGACAAAAAUAUACGUGCCUAAAGGCACUCCCAGGUGCAGGAUAAUAUCGCAAUAUUUGGACUACUUCCCACCGCACCUGAUAAGCCACAACCUGGAGGAAUGCUGCGUUCAUCUAGUCCCCCUUUCAGUUUUGCACUCGAAGGAAACGAUAGACCAAUACUUCAAACCCUUUACCUCUAUCUAUCAGGACCUCGUCGGAUUCAUACCCACAGGAUGGACAUACACCAACAAAUAUGCCAUCGACCUAAACUUCGCGGAUACCGCACAAAGAAUCGCAUAUUGCAGGCAAGUUCUCAACGACGAUGCCACAGACAGGUUGGACGUGCAGUUUAUUCUCAAGCAGUACAAACGCCAUGCCAAGUAUCAAGUUUUCCGAGUGCCUUACUCUGAGCACAGUAGUUUCAAGGAUCUUGUGCGAUUUGGCACUUCUGUCAACUACAAACAGAUGUUGGCCACUGUAAAUUUGCAUAGUCUAGACAAGAUAAGGGACAUGAACGAGUGGUUCAAAGCUUGGCAGACAAUUGCCCACUCGCAUGCGACGUAG